CAGAGCUCAUCAUUGUUGACAACUGUAGCUUGUCGUCAAACUUCUUCAGUUUCUGAAACAAUGAGUUCGCUAAAAUUUCUUUGUUCAGGCUUUGUUGAGAUAUCGAAAGACUGUCGUAGUUUGUUGCUAGUUUAUUAAGCCACUAGACGAACUAGCGUUUGUGUUGAGACAGAUUUGGUUUCCAACAUUUCAGAGCAUCUGUUGUUAAGCGCUAGCUAGCUAGCAGGCUUAGCUAAAAGAGACUGCAGCAGCAUGGGUGAUGGCAGUAUUACUCCCAGGAUCGGCAACAUGAAAGCGUUACUUGGGAUAGUUGCUGGAGCUGGGGCUUCGUACGGUAUUUAUAAACUGAUCAGUGGGGUAAGCAUCAAGAGGAACAAGAAAAGUGCAGCCAGUGAAUGUCCCGGAGUCAGAAGCAGUUCGCCCAGUGAAGUGACCCUCCAGCCGGGCAGCCUGUUGGCCAAAGUGUCUGGACUGGACGUUGUCUGCCCCCGAACUGCGGACGUUGUAUCAGGUGACAUCAUCCACCAGUCCCCUGACAACCUUGACCCACAACACUUGAAAAUGCUGCUGUCAUUGCUGCAGACCAGUGCUAAUUCAUCUGACAGAUGCCGGAUCCUAGUCACCUUAGGAAAUGCUGCUGCCUUCACUGUGAAUCAGAAUUUAAUCAGAGAAUAUGAAGGGAUUCACACAAUAGCUGGUUUCCUCUCCGACUCUGCAGCAGAGGUUAGAGUUCAGGCUCUAAAUACUCUAAAUAAUCUUUGUAUGAACAUCCAGAACCAGGAACAAAUAAAGAUUUAUGUGCCUCAAGUGCUGGAGCUGAUUGAAGUGUCGCCAGUGAAUUCGGACCUUCAGCUCGGAGCUCUCAGGCUGCUGACAAAUCUUUCAGUCUCAGAUAAACAUCAACAUUUGCUGAAGGAUUCAGUCACACUAUUACUUUCUUUACUUGUUGUGAGUAAUGAAGCAUUACAGGUUCAGGCUUUAAGAGUUCUAGUGAAUUUAUCAUCUAAUCCAGAUAUGAUGGAUGACAUUGUUCAAUCUCAGGCACCAGCUUCUGUCGUGUUGCUGUUUGAUGCUCGGACAGCCUCUUCAGUGCUGCUACGGCUACUGAUGUUUGCUGGGAACUUAAAGGCUUGGAGGCCCUCUGCACAGGUGGCUGAUGAACUUAGGCGCAAACAGGAUUGCCUCUUCCGGGUCAUGUUGGACGAGUCCUCUCAGCUCCACGGCAGACUGGUCCAGCUCCUCUCACACCCUGAUGGGGAGAUUCAGGCCCAGGUGGCUCGCAUCUUGAUGUAGAGCUCACAGUCUGCACUCUUGAACCCUGCACAGCUUUAGCUUUCACACUCACCUUACCAAAGCCACCAAUCUGUCACCUUCCGCUGUCAUUCUUUAUCUUCUGACAUUGAUGUUGUGAGAAAGCAGGCUGCUUUGCAGCUUGUUGAUAGAAGUUUACUGUCUCUAUGAAAUCCAAAAUAUUACUGCACAUAACUUAUUUAUUCUGCCUCACCAUCUGCUCUUCACAGAUUUGCAGUUUGUUAGAAUUCCACUACAAUCAAGGAGAAAUGAGUUUGUGGGGUGUAGAGAGAAACAAUCAAGUGUAUAAAAAUGAUGCCUCUCUGGGUUUUCUUCUUGCCAGCUAAAGUUUUCUUCUCAUUUCCUGAGACUGUUUCCCCCUAAAACUCAAGAGUGCCCUUCCUCUGACAACUUGACGUGCUUUUCUGAAGAAGUAUUUCAGGUGAAAUUUCUUUAUCUAAACCCACUGCCAAACAUUUUUAAGAGAAUUUUGUCUGAAUGACCUGUGUGGCAUGAGCCAAACCACUCUGUGGUUUUAAGAGACCCUAAGUUGACGAGCUGAGGAGGUUUUGUGUUGCACACCUUUGCAUGCCUUGGAGACAGGAAUGGAUGGAUGUACUGCAGCUCCAGUCCUCACUUAAUGACCUUUUGACAUGCUGGAUUUUGAGAUCAUGGUCCACAUCAAUGAAAACAAGAUCUUUUAUCUAUGAAACUAUUUAUUAUGAUUGAUGGAUUUAAUGUAAGAGCCAAAGCAUUGUUAUAAAUAGAGAAUGGUCAGCUUUACAGACCUGAAAGGAUGUGGGAAGUAGCUGGAGAACCCUGUAGUGAAACACUACUUCCACAUAAAUAACACAUAGGUCAGUUAGAGAGCUGGCAAGGAUACAGCAUGGGUUCACUUUUAAGCUGCACUAACCACAGAUGUAAAACUCUAAAGUUCAUGUACAGUCGUGUAGCAUCUUUCAGCUGGAAACCCCUGAGAGAGGAGCUGUGCAAGGCAGCAUGGAAGACGGAUAUCUGGACUGUUGUGAGCACUGUGAGCCCCAGUGUGGACAAUGCAGAAUUUUCCCUUGAAAAGAAACACCAUGACUGUAUUUGUAAUAUUAUUAUGCAUAAAGUGGCGUUUGACUUACACCAGUGAUUGAAUGUUAAAGAGAAGCCUUAUGUUAUGUUCUGCCCUUACUGUAACAAGACAGGCUGUGAGUGACAGAUGUGGACUGGAGCUGUGAACUCAUCUGCUGACUUGUUCUAUCUACAGAGAGGAGGAUGCAUGUAGAUGCAUUCUUAUUUGCAUGGACAUGUGGUGAUUAUCUCAGAAUAUGGAUUUUAAUGCAAGGAUUUUAUAGCAUGAGCCAGUCCAGGUGUUAAAAUGCUGCACAUUUUUUAUGUUUGGACAGAAACUUUAUGAAGCCCAAAUCCUAAAUAUCUCUCAGGAGACACGGUUUACCAGAACUGAUGCAGCAAAAGGCUGAUUUACUUGUGACCUAUAUUAUUGUAUUUAUUUAAUGAAAUUAGAUAGCAUUUUGCCUACAAAAUGAGAAUUAUGUUUAUGUUUGGUUCAAUUAAAAACAUAGAAUGACA
Molecule: messenger RNA, 2868 nt
Organism: Cheilinus undulatus (humphead wrasse)
Lineage: Eukaryota; Metazoa; Chordata; Actinopteri; Labriformes; Labridae
Gene: armc10
Product: armadillo repeat containing 10
Exons: 6
Coding region: 253-1293 (346 amino acids)
Cellular component (GO): mitochondrion
Source: RefSeq, a predicted model, not a curated record